CGGAGUGAAUCCUCAUCGCCAUGGGAAAUACGGAGAGCGGUGUGACCAGCGGGGAGAAGGCUCAAGCCGGCACCUCUACACAGAAGCUCUACAAGCUGGUCGACCUCAAAGGUGGCGGCCUGCUCGUGGACAUGAUGAAGCGCGCCAUCCAGACGAAGCAGUACGCGGAGCUGGACCACGCCAUUAAGACCAAGGUGGAGCCCUUCCUAUACAACAAGGGCAAGGGGAAACUCUUCCCCAUUUCGCACGUCGUCCUGCUGCGUAACAAGGAACGCCCACGUCACAAACUGUUACCACCACUUCGUUCACUGGAGAACCCAGACGAUUUUGACAUCGAUGAUCUGCCAAUUCCUGACGAGAGUAAGCUAGACCCCAGCAAGUGCCGCGAGGUGUGCUGGGACCUGAAGGAGCGCGGCGCGGUGGGGGAGACGGUGCUGCACCUCUGUCUGCUCAACGCCACCUCCACCCACGCCGAGCUGGCCAAGCGCCUCCUGCGCUUCUACCCCAAGCUCGUCAACGAUAUCUACAUGGGCGACCAGUACUACGGUGAAAGUGUGCUGCACAUAGCGAUCGUGAACGAGGACCCGGCCAUGGUGAAGUUCCUGCUGGACAGUGGUGCCAACGUGCACGAGCGCUGCUUCGGCACGUUCAUGAGCCCAGAGGAUCAGAAGGCCCAGCGCUCAGACUCCCUGGACCACGAGUGGGUCAACGUCAACUCAGACACAAACUAUGAAGGCUACGUGUACUGGGGGGAAUACCCGCUGAGCUUCGCUGCCUGCCUGGGACAGGAGGAGUGCUACCGGCUGGUGCUCGCCAAGGGUGCCAACCCAGAUAGCCAAGACACCAACGGAAACACCACGCUGCACAUGCUCGUCAUCCACAAGAAGAUGACCCAGUUCGACAUGGCUUAUGAAGUUGGCUCUUCACUCGACAUUAAGAAUAACCUCAACCUCACACCGCUCACGUUAGCCGCUAAGCUGGCUCGAAUAGAGAUGUUUUUCCAUAUCUUAAACAUAGAAAGAGAGAUCUACUGGCAAAUAGGAAGCAUCACGUGCGCAGCCUACCCGCUCUCGCAGAUCGAUACCAUCGAUAUCGAAACAGGAAACAUCAGCAAGAACUCAGCCUUGAAUCUGGUAGUAUUUGGGGAGAAAGACGACCAUCUAGAGCUGAUGGACGGCGUUCUGGUCGACCUCCUGCACGCUAAGUGGAAUGCCUUUGUAAAAUUCAAGUUCUACCGGCAGUUCUUCCUGUUCUGCUUCUACUUCAUGUUCUCGCUGGUGUGCUUCACACUGCGGCCGGGCCCGCCCCCCACCAGCCUCAAGGCGACGGCGAGUCCUGCCAUCAACGCCACCAUCCCCACCAACGCCACUAUCGCCACCAACGGGAAAUGGAAGACGAUGACUAGUGAGGCCAAAGAUAGAUUGCCGUUUGGGCGGACUCCAGAGACAUGAAAUGAGGACAAGGAGGAGGAAACGUGGUGGGAGGAGCUGCAGGGCGAGUGCCGGCUGAUGCAGUUCCGCAGCCUCGAGGCGAAGGUGCGGCUGGGCGCCGAGCUCGCCAUGCUGGCCGGCUCCUUCCUCUACAUCCUGUCCGCGCUGCGCGAGGCGCACUUCCUGGGCCUCAACAUGUUCAUCGAGAACCUCAUGACGGCGCCGUCGCGCGUCAUGUUCCUGUGCUCGUGCCUGUUCAUGCUGGGGAUGCCCUUCCUGCGCCUGUCGUGCCACACGGAGGCCGAAGACGUGGUCGCCGUCUUCAUCAUGCUAACCACCGCUCCCUACUUCCUCUUCUUCUGCAGGGGCUUUAAGACAGUUGGACCCUUCGUAGUAAUGAUCUACAGAAUGGUAAUGGGCGACCUUCUUCGCUUUGUGUCGAUUUACCUCGUUUUUGUCAUGGGAUUCUCUCAAGCGUACUACAUAAUAUUCCUGUCGUUCGACAACCCGAAUACCCCGGAAGGCGUGGACGACUCUGUCACCAACCCAAUGCCCAGCCCGACGGAAUCCAUCAUGGCGAUGUUUCUCAUGUCGCUAACGAAUUUCGGCGAUUACUUCGGCGCAUUCGAGCGCACUGAUCAUGAGCUGGAAGCUAAGCUGCUGUUCGUGAUCUACAUGGCGAUCGUGGCCAUCCUACUGGUGAACAUGCUGAUCGCCAUGAUGGGGAACACGUACCAGAAGAUCGCAGAGACGCGCAACGAGUGGCAGCGACAGUGGGCGCGCAUCGUGCUGGUCGUGGAGCGAGGCGUCAGUCCGGCGGAGCGACUCAAGAAGCUCAUGUGGUACUCGCAGCCCAUGUCCGACGGCCGGCGCGCACUGGUACUCAGGCUGCACCAGACGGAGGAAGACAAAGAAGAAAUGAAGGAGAUCCUGGAGAUGAAGCGUACACAUGAUCGCAUGGUUAAAAAACGUCAGCGUGGUAUUCAUAAAGGAUUGUCAGCCACUCCCAGCCCAAAGAGACUCGUCCUUUAGUGUGAUGGGUAGAAAACUCUGCACCAGCACCACAUGUGACAUACAGUGAGAGAAAAAAGUUUGUGAAUAUUCCUCACACAAGUAAUAAAACUGUAUAUUGUAUAAUCAAAGAUAAUAAGAAACCUGGAAUUUUAUGUCCAGUCAUAUUUCUGUUAACUAACUAACAAAAUAUUUCUGUUGACUAAC
Molecule: messenger RNA, 2648 nt
Organism: Schistocerca piceifrons (Central American locust)
Lineage: Eukaryota; Metazoa; Arthropoda; Insecta; Orthoptera; Acrididae
Gene: nan
Product: transient receptor potential cation channel subfamily V member 1
Exons: 19
Biological process (GO): calcium ion import across plasma membrane
Cellular component (GO): membrane
Molecular function (GO): protein binding; calcium channel activity
Source: RefSeq, a predicted model, not a curated record